CCUCGAAACCAUGGCUAGACAACCCACCCUCCUCCUCUUCCUCCCCUUCCUUCUCUUCCCCUUGGCAGCUUCCCACAACAUCACCACCAUCCUCGCUAAGUUCCCCGACUUCUCCACCUUCAGCGACCUCCUCACUCGAACUCAGCUAGCCUCCGACAUCAACAGCCGCAAGACCAUCACCGUCCUUGCCGUCAACAACGGCGCCAUCUCCUCGGCCUCCGGCCAGCCCACCGACGUCCUCAAGAAGAUCCUCUCCCUGCAUGUCGUCCUCGACUACUACGACGGCGACAAGUUCCACAAGCUCCGCAACCGCAGCGCCAUCCUCACCACCCUCUUCCAGUCCAGCGGCGUCGCCUCCGGCCGGAGCGGCUUCCUCAACGUGACCGACAUGGAUAACGGGCAGGUCUCGUUCGGCUCCGCCGUGCCGGGGUCGUCGCUCGACGCCAACUUCGUGACGGUCUUGGCGACGCAGCCCUACAACAUUUCGGUCGUCGAGAUCAGCAGCGUCAUCGUUCCACCCGGCCUCAGCGACGGGGCAGCGCCCAAAGCGUCUCCUGCGACGUCGAAGUCAGCAGCGCCAUCACUGGCCCCAUCGGAGGCUGCAGCGUCCCCGGCUUCCAACGCAAAGUCCCCGUCAGAGGACUCACCGACUUCAGGAGCUCCUGCGACAUCUCCGGCAGAGACAAUGGCCGCCGAUGGCUCACCGGCUGGAGCUCCGUCCGACGCCGCCGAUGGCCCCGCAGGUGAAUCCUCGGCCGCUGACGGCCUGGCUGUCGGUGGUGGAGCUGCCGCUGCCAUAUUAGGGUUUCUCUGGAUGAGUUAG
Musa acuminata subsp. malaccensis (wild Malaysian banana) is the source of this 823-nucleotide messenger RNA. RefSeq names its product fasciclin-like arabinogalactan protein 14. Lineage: Eukaryota; Viridiplantae; Streptophyta; Magnoliopsida; Zingiberales; Musaceae. Gene Ontology annotation, cellular component: plasma membrane. The record is from RefSeq and is a predicted model, not a curated record.